Plectropomus leopardus (leopard coralgrouper) is the source of this 1468-nucleotide messenger RNA. RefSeq names its product IgLON family member 5 (gene iglon5). NCBI's taxonomy places the organism in Eukaryota, Metazoa, Chordata, Actinopteri, Perciformes, Serranidae. The record is from RefSeq and is a predicted model, not a curated record.
GACAGUUUAAACUCCUCCUUUUUCGUCUCAUGUGUCUUCUGAAAUAUUUUCUUGCAAGGCAUUGAGAGACAAACUAAGUGUCUGGGAUAUUUGUUUUUUUUUCUUUGCUGUGAUAUUUUUCUGCUUGACAGAGUCUACACAGGAGAACAGCUCUCUUCGCAUCUCUGUCCGACGCGGGUCAUCAAAAGGAAAAGUCAACUGGAUGAUGUUUUCGUCCAGUCACAUGUAGAAGCGUUGGACUAUUGCUGUUGACAUUCAUCCAUUGGGUCGUUUUAUUAUUUUUUUUAAAUACACAGAUUCCCCGCAACGGUACCGUACAGGAGGAAUACCAAGGCAUUUGGCUGCAAAAACAAGCAGAAAAUCAAUCACAACUCCAUCAUGGGCUGCCCACUCUUGCGGAACGCGUUUGCUGGUUUGAUGCUGGUUCUGCUGUCGAAAGCGUCCAGCGUGCACGGAGGAGAAUUCGGACACCUGCCGGACAACAUUACAGUGUUGGAAGGAGAAAGCGUCACUUUGAGAUGUCGGAUUGACGAGGAGGUGACCCACAAGGCCUGGCUGAACCGUUCUAACAUCCUGUUCACGGGGACAGACAAGUGGUCGCUGGAUAAGCGCGUUACGCUGGCAAACAGCAACAACAGUGACUUCUCCAUCCACAUCGACAAGGUGCAAGUAACCGACGAGGGACCCUACACUUGCACCUUCCAGGCCAAUAACAAGCCCCGCAUCGCUCAUGUCUACCUCAUUGUCCAAGUGCCGGCCAGAAUCGUCAACAUCUCAAAAAAUGUGUCGGUGAACGAAGGGGAGAAUGUAAACCUCUACUGUCUGGCAGUGGGUCGGCCUGAGCCCACCGUCACCUGGAAAGACCAGAAAUAUGGGUUGGUGAGUGACGGGGAGUUCCUAGACAUCACAGAGAUCAAGAGGCAGCAGGCUGAGGACUACGAAUGCAUCACCAACAACGGAGUGGCUCCACCCGAUCAGCGCAAGGUCAAGGUCACAGUCAACUACCCCCCCAUGAUCACAGACAUGAAGAACAUGCCAGCCCAUUUGGGUAAGACGGCCAUCUUGCGCUGCGAAGCCAUGGCAGUCCCACCAGCCUCCUUUGAGUGGUACAGAGAUGACCACAGGCCGGUUGAGAGUGACAACACCCUGAGGAUCAAAAACGAGAAGACGCGCUCGCUGUUGCUGUUCACCAAUGUGACAGAGAAACACUUUGGCAACUACACCUGCUUUGCCUCGAACCGUCUGGGGGCUUCCAACGCCAGCAUGCUGCUCUUUCGACCGGGGGCCAUACAGGGGCGAGGGACCGGAUUACAUGCAGGGAUGAGUGUCAGCGUGUGUGUUUGGGUUUCCCUCUCUACUGUUCUUCUGCUGAAGGUGUAAAGAUCGAGAGCGCCACCUGGAAUUGUCCCUAAAACGUCCCAAAAAAAGCCCCCCCGCCUCGACCCCUCCCUCCCCACCCCUCUCUACG